AUGGCCUUUUGUGGCUGGAAGCAACUCCUCCCCUUGUGCAGGCAGAGCACCUUAGCCAAGGCCUGGAGGAGCAGGAGGGGAGGCCUCUCUCUGCGCUGGAAACGCUGCUGCCAUUGGAGCACUGGCAAGUCUCUGGACCCCGAGGUGAAAGCAUUUUUGGAGGAGAACACGGAGGUCACCAACAGUGGCCACCUGACACCGGAGAUUCGGCUGCGCCUCCUCACCCCUCGCUGCAGGUUCUGGAGAGAAAAACCUGACCUGUGGCCUUAUGGGGACCCAUUCUGGGCAAUUUACUGGCCAGGAGGCCAAGCCCUCUCCAGGUAUAUUUUGGAUAACCCACGUGUUGUUAAAGGGAGAUCUGUUCUGGAUCUUGGAAGUGGCUGUGGAGCAACAGCAAUAGCAGCUGUGAUGAGUGGUGCAUCCCAAGUCCUCGCUAAUGACAUCGACCCGAUCGCAGGAAUGGCAAUGAUCCUGAACUGUGAACUGAACCACCUGAAUCCCUUCCCCAUCACCAUUAAGAACAUCAUUAACUCAGAGGUUGGAAACUGGGACCUCAUUGUUCUAGGAGAUAUGUUUUAUGAUGAACAGCUUGCUGAUGGUCUGCACCACUGGCUGAGGAAGUGCAUCAGGAUACAGCAGACUGAGGUGCUGAUCGGCGACCCUGGCAGGCAUCAGUUUCUGAGCCACAGCAUUCACAGUCAGUUGCACAAAGUUAUAGAAUAUUCCCUUCCUGAGUAUACUAGACAAGAAAACUAUGGAUUAACAUCAAGUAUCGUCUGGAGUUAUCAGCCCUCAAAUAGCUUAGAAGACUGUUGAGGCUUGGCUGUCUACGCAAUUUUGUCUCACUGCGUUGGCUUUUUUUGCAAAAAUGAAAAUGGGAAUUAAAUAGGGAACAUUACCUGAGAUGUAAAGCAGAUUACUGUACCUUCACUGAACUGAUUUCAGUCAUACUCACUGAGGCUUUUGCUCCAUUUGAGGUGAAAGCUACAUGCAAACUGCAUUCAAAGGGGCCUGCCCUGAAGUGCAGACUCACAGACAAGUUAUGUGUAAGAGUUUGCAUGCUCAAUGUUUUUUAUGUGUAUCUGUGUCUUGCUCUGUGACACUGCUGCGAAAUGUUUUGGAUGUCCAGCAUACUGCUGUGGGG
Acanthisitta chloris (rifleman) is the source of this 1144-nucleotide messenger RNA. It is a transcript of the gene ETFBKMT, whose product is annotated as methyltransferase like 20. Gene Ontology annotation, molecular function: protein-lysine N-methyltransferase activity. NCBI's taxonomy places the organism in Eukaryota, Metazoa, Chordata, Aves, Passeriformes, Acanthisittidae. The record is from RefSeq and is a predicted model, not a curated record. The transcript has 3 exons. Gene Ontology annotation, biological process: peptidyl-lysine trimethylation. Bases 1 to 816 code for a protein of 271 amino acids. Gene Ontology annotation, cellular component: mitochondrial matrix.